AUGUCAGCUUCGAGCAGUAAUAAAGGCACAAUAAAGAACCGUAAAUCACACGUGGAUGUGGAAGUCGGACAGAUGAGAGAGCUCGGCACAAUCACGUCGGCGCACGGCGCACCCAUCAGAUUCGUGGACGCACGGAGCGCCACGUCGGACCAGCAGGUGCUGGCAGAGCUGGGUUACAAGGAGGAGCUUAAGAGAGAGUUCUCGUCGAUCCAGAUUUUCGGUGUGGCUUUUUCCAUCAUGGGGCUGUUGCCUUCGAUCGCGUCGACGCUAGAUGGCGGGCUGAGUGCCGGGCCUGUGGGGCUCGGCUGGGGUUGGUUCAUCGCCGGUGGGUUGAUUCUAACCAUUGGUAUCGCCUUAGGUGAGCUGUCGUCCGCGAUGCCCACUGCAGGGGCCGUGUACGUGUCGUGCUACCAGUGGGCGCCCCAGCGGGUGCGUAAGUGCAUCAGUUACUCUGUCGGUUUCCUGGAUACACUGUCGCUAUCCGCAUCUGUAUGCUCCAUUGUGUAUGGUCUGGCGCAGCAGAUUCUGUCCGCUGUGUUGGUUUCCAACCCUGAUUUCAAUGCGACCGACCCCAUCACGUACGGUGUUUUCGCCGCGUGUAUUGUGUGCAUGGCCAUUCUGACCUCCCUGCCUUCGCGCAUCACUUCGAAGCUGCAGACGAUUUCCAUCAUAUCCAACUGUUUCCUGAUCGUGCUUUUUUUCAUUGCCAUUCCAAUCGGUGUAUCGCGUUCUGACACCCUUAACCGCAGCUUUAACGGCGGCGACUUCAUCUUCGGGCAGGUCGACAACAGAUCCACCUGGAACAAGGGCUGGAACUGGUGCAUUGCUGGCUUGAUGCCUGCAAUCUGGACCAUCGGCGCGUACGACUCCUGUUUGCACAUGGCUGAAGAGGCCCGUGAUGCGGUGAGGGCUGUUCCUUUCGGUAUUGUCGGAUCCAUCACCGUGUGUUGGAUCCUUGGCUGGUUGGUCUGUAUUGUUAUCUUGGCCUGCAUGAACCCUGACAUUGACAGUGUCCUCGACUCCCAGUUUGGCCAGGCCAUGACUCAAAUCAUCUAUGAUGCACUAGGAAAACGCUGGACGUUAGGAUUUUUGAGUAUCUUCAUCAUCUGUCAGUUUCUGAUGGGUGCAUCUACUGUCGUCGCCAAUUCUAGACAGUUCUGGGCGUUCGCCAGAGACGACGGUUUCCCAUUUAGCAACUUUUUCAAGAAGGUUGACGGUCUUACGGGUGUUCCUGUGCGCGCUGUGUGGGGGUCUAGCGCCUUGUCCCUCGCCCUUGGUUGUUUGUGUUUAGUGGGUGAAACUGCAUCUGGCGCUCUGUUCAGCUUGUCAGUUGCAGGCAUGUACAUGGCGCUCAUUUUCCCAAUUACUUUGCGUCUAACUUACGGCAAGAAAGACUUUAGGCCAGGCCCCUUCUACUUGGGUGACUUCUGGUCACCAAUCAUCAACUGGAUCUCGGUCUUCUUCCAAGCCUUUGUCAUCAUCAUGAUGAUGUUCCCAUCCGACAGCACUGUCACCCCUACAACCAUGAACUACACAGUGGUUAUUGGCCCAGGCUUCUGGGUUUUGUCGCUGAUAUACUACUUUGUUUGGCAAAGGAAGUUCUACAAGGGCCCUAAGUCAAACCUUACAGACGAGGAGUUCCAGGAAUACGUCGGGGACGAUGUUAUCGACGCCAUUAUGUCCAACAAUGAAGCUGAUUACAAGCCAGGAGACGCAUGA
Messenger RNA from Lachancea thermotolerans CBS 6340, 1719 nucleotides. Its product is annotated as KLTH0E01144p. Gene Ontology annotation, biological process: transmembrane transport. Gene Ontology annotation, cellular component: membrane. Gene Ontology annotation, molecular function: transmembrane transporter activity. The coding region runs from base 1 to 1719 and encodes 572 amino acids. Lineage: Eukaryota; Fungi; Ascomycota; Saccharomycetes; Saccharomycetales; Saccharomycetaceae. The record is from RefSeq and is a predicted model, not a curated record. The transcript has a single exon.